Molecule: messenger RNA, 2009 nt
Organism: Psylliodes chrysocephalus
Lineage: Eukaryota; Metazoa; Arthropoda; Insecta; Coleoptera; Chrysomelidae
Source: the annotation of a GenBank genome assembly
AAACAAUAAUUUUUGUCUAAAAAAAGCAUCGCAAAAAAAUAAUGUAUUUUUGAAUUAAUUUAUUAAGUAAUAAGGUGUUAAUACUGCGUUAAAUAGAUAAUUAUAAGGACAAAAAUGAGUAUUCCCCAAGGAGUGAUGUUCCCAACGGGGUCCCUGUAUGUUGGAGAUCUUCAUCCAGAUGUGACAGAGGCAAUGUUAUACGAAAAGUUCACGACAGCUGGACAAGUUCUCUCUCUACGUGUUUGCCGUGACACAAGAACCAAACAGUCCUUAGGCUAUGGAUAUGUCAACUUCAGCCAAACUCAGGACGCAGAAAGAGCUCUGGAUACCAUGAAUUUUGAUCUCCUCAAGGGUAAGCCCAUUCGCAUCAUGUGGUGCCAACGUGAUCCGGCUUUAAGAAAAUCUGGAGUCGGUAAUGUGUUUAUCAAAAAUCUGGAUAAGAACAUUGACAAUAAAGCGAUGUAUGAUACGUUUUCCGCAUUUGGAAAUAUUCUAAGCUGCAAGGUGGCUUUAGAUGAAAACGGUUAUUCCAAAGGUUACGGAUUCGUACACUUUGAAAAUGAAGACGCUGCUAAUAAAGCCAUAGAAAAGGUAAAUGGCAUGCUUUUAAAUAAUAAAAAAGUUUAUGUUGGCAAAUUUAUACCGAGAAUUGAACGUGAAAAGGAACUGGGCGAGCGAGCAAAGCAGUUUACAAAUAUUUAUGUCAAGAAUUUUGGACCUUACAUGUCUGAUGAUAAAUUCUGUGAGAUGUUUAUCAAAUUUGGGGAAAUAACUAGCUGUGUAGUAAUGAGAACAGUGGAUGGAUCUUCAAAGGGUUUCGGUUUUGUAGCCUUUGGAGACGCAAAAUCCGCGGAAAAAGCAGUCGAGGAAUGGAACGGCAAAGAAUUGGAUGGGAACGUGUUAUACGUCGGCAGAGCGCAGAAGAAAACCGAACGCAUUAACGAAUUAAAGAAAAAAUAUGAGCAGUUGCGUUUGGAGCGAUAUAGCCGAUUCCAAGGAGUUAACUUAUACAUUAAGAAUCUGGAUGAUACCUUUGACGAUGAAAAAUUACGCAAAGAGUUUGCAAAUUAUGGAACUAUAACUUCUGCGAAAGUUAUGACUGAGAAUAGCAGAAGUAAAGGUUUUGGUUUCGUUUGCUUCACUUCUCCGGAAGAGGCGACCAAGGCGGUCUCGGAGAUGAAUGGAAGAAUGGUAGGCAGUAAACCUCUAUACGUAGCUCUAGCACAAAGAAAAGAAGAUCGUAGAGCUUUUUUGAACAGCCAAUACAUGCAGCGAGCUCAAGCUUUGAGACAUCAAAACAGCAUCAAUUUCCCGACGACCACUCCACCUUUUCUCAUUCCUGCAGUUGGCCAGGGACCAAGAUUUUUCAAUCACCUGAAUCCUUUAAAUCAUAUCAGACCAGCACCUCGCUGGCCCGCUGCCCCCAACGCAAUCCGUCCUAAUGGUACCUAUAGCCUAUCUCUUCUCAAUUCUCCUUAUAGAGCCACUUCCAGAUCUUCUAUCAACGUGCGCAACACAAUCCACGCCAGACCUAUCACCGGACAACAAACUCCGCCUUCCAGACCCAAUAGUAAGUUUACCAGCUCCACCAACAAUUCCGUACGACCUCUGAACGUGGGAAUUGGCAAUGGAGGCGACAUACCUUUGAACCCUAACGCGCUGGCUGGAGCCGCACCCCAAGAACAAAAGCAAAUAAUCGGUGAGAAAUUAUUUCGAGUUGUAGAGAAAAUGUAUCCUGAUAUUGCUGGAAAAAUCACCGGAAUGCUCCUUGAAAUCGACAAUUCCGAACUUAUCCACAUGAUCGAAAACAAGGAUUCGCUAAGGGCUAAAGUGGAAGAAGCCAUCGCAGUCCUUCAGGCCCACCAGGCGAACACCAAGAAGGGGAUUGUAGUACAAGACUAAUUUUUUAUGUUUUAGUUUUUAUAUCUAUUUAUUGUUGUAUGAUUAAAAGUGUUUAGUUAUUGAAUUUCAAAAUAUUUAUUAUAUUUAAGGUUUUAGGAAACAUAAUG